Messenger RNA from Dovyalis caffra, 990 nucleotides. The record is from the annotation of a GenBank genome assembly. NCBI's taxonomy places the organism in Eukaryota, Viridiplantae, Streptophyta, Magnoliopsida, Malpighiales, Salicaceae.
AUGGCUAAAGAAAUGCAAAAUAGUAGCAUGUACAUAGAACAUGACCAAGAAGGAUAUGAAAGCGCUGGAAUUCACAAGAAUCUUGAUGAUGAUGGUCGACCAAAAAGAAGUGGGACAUGGAUAACUGCAAGUGCCCAUAUUAUCACCGCUGUGAUUGGGUCUGGAGUACUAUCUCUGGCAUGGGCCAUAGCACAGUUAGGCUGGGUGGUUGGGCCACUUGUUCUCAUCGCGUUCUCGUUCAUCACUUUUUUCACGUCCACUCUCCUUGCCGAUUCCUACAGGUCUCCUGACCCCAUCACUGGCAAGAGAAACUAUACUUACAUGGAUGCUGUGAAAGCCAACUUAGGAGGCAGGAAAGUUCAGCUAUGUGGGUUGGCUCAGUAUGCGAAUCUGAUAGGAGUUACGAUCGGUUACACAAUCACUGCAUCUAUUAGCAUGGUGUGGGACACAUGCAAGGACAACCUUAACAGGCUUAACAGUUGGGGUGGACGUGACAGCAGCACAGAAAGUAUGGAGGACAUUCCAGGCUCUCGGGGACAUUGCCUUUGCGUAUGCUUACUCUACUGUGCUCAUCGAGAUACAGGCAAGCCAACACUGGCACUGAGUGGCCGUAGAUGCUACGAUCUCCAAGAGUUCCCGCUUGGCUAUCGGGACGACACACUGAAAUCAAGUCCCCCAGAGAACAAAGCCAUGAAGAGGGCAAGUCUUGCUGGCGUCCUAACAACCACUAUGUUCUACGUUCUUUGUGGUUGCCUUGGUUAUGCAGCAUUUGGAAAUGAUGCACCAGGCAAUUUCCUUACUGGUUUUGGAUUCUACGAACCAUUUUGGCUGAUUGAUAUCGCUAAUAUAUGCAUUACUGCCCACCUUAUAGGCGCUUACCAGAUGUUGAGUUGGGCCUGCUUGGCAGUAUCACUUGUUUCCGCUGCUGGAUCAGUUGAAGGUCUGAUCAAAGCUCUCAAGACAUACAAGCCCUUCAAAGUCCAGCAAUAA